Spinacia oleracea (spinach) is the source of this 1368-nucleotide messenger RNA. RefSeq names its product serine/threonine-protein kinase WNK8-like. The transcript has a single exon. Gene Ontology annotation, biological process: protein phosphorylation. The record is from RefSeq and is a predicted model, not a curated record. Gene Ontology annotation, molecular function: ATP binding; protein kinase activity. The coding region runs from base 1 to 1368 and encodes 455 amino acids. Lineage: Eukaryota; Viridiplantae; Streptophyta; Magnoliopsida; Caryophyllales; Amaranthaceae.
AUGGCGGCUUCAAGUUCACAGGAAGAAGGCAACACAAAUUAUGCAAUCUGCGACAGAGAUUUGGUCGGACAAUUCGUAAGAUAUGGCACGCUCUUAGGAACAAGAGGAGGUGAUGCUGAGAAAGUAGUUUUCAAGGGCUUUGAUGGUAUUAAUGGUCUCGAAAUCGCUUGGUCUGAGACAUUAUUAACAAAAGAUAUGUUGAAGAACGAGAAAUAUGUUGAGAGUUUGUGUAAUGAACAUAAUCUCAUGAAACCAUUGGUGCAUGAUAAUAUUGUUAGAUGCUAUGAUUCUUGGGUUGAUUUUAAGGAGAAAAGACUUUACAUGAUUACUGAACCUUCUACUUCUGGUAAUUUGUUAGAUUAUCUUCAGAAACAUUUUCUUGAAGAUGAUAUUGCUAUCAAGAGUUGGUGCAUACAGAUUCUUAGAGGUUUGGAAUAUCUUCACAAUCAAAAUCCACCAAUUAUUCAUCGUGAUGUUAAGUUUGAAAACAUCUUUAUUAAUGGUAAUACUUGCACUGUUAAACUUGGAGAUUUCAGUCUGGCUAUGAUUCUUGGUCAAAAGUACAGUGCAGAUACUUUUGAAACACCAUUGUUUAUUGCACCAGAGGUUUCAGUAGGAGAACCAUGUCAUGAGUCAGUUGACAUUUAUUCUUUUGGGAUGUGCGUAUUACAGAUGAUCACCCUUGAAAUUCCAUAUAGGGAAUAUGUUAACAAAUAUCAUGCUCGUAUGAAGGCUAGUUCGGGUAUAAUGCCUGAUUCAUUAAGAAGAGUGGCUGAUCCUGCGGCUAAGCAGUUCAUUGAAAGGUGUUUGGCUCCUGCUUCUGACAGACCCACGGCGACUGUCCUCUUGGAUGAUCCGUUUCUUGCACAAACUACUAUUCCUAUCACCCCAACUAAUAGUCAGAGUCUGACAGAAAGUUUCAAGGUUGUGCCUGGUCAAGUGGAUAAAUUACUACCGAAGACAUUUUGGUUAAGAGGGACAAAAGUAAACAACAAUAACAAUGACAAUGCUGAAUCUGAUUCUGAUUCUGAUUCUGAUUCGAUAUUACUGACAUUGUGGAUUAAGUUUGCAUCUAAAAGUGAAGUGGUGAUUGAAAAUGUUUACUCAAGUGAAAGUGAUACAAUUCAAGGAAUUCUUGCGGGAAUUGCAACAGAACAUGGCUUUUCAGCUGCAGAAGUAGUAACGGUUACUCAGCUUAUGGACACACUCAUACCAGUAGCGUCAUCUGAUAGUGGUCACCGGUUCGUAAAGUACUAUGAAAUAUCGUGCCAAGAUCGUGUUGUUAAGCCAGUUUAUCAACUAGGCUUGUUGAGAGGCAUGCUAUCCUGUUUCUCAUGUAAGGCAACUACUUCGACUGCUGAUCAGUAG